Molecule: messenger RNA, 654 nt
Organism: Acanthosepion pharaonis
Lineage: Eukaryota; Metazoa; Mollusca; Cephalopoda; Sepiida; Sepiidae
Source: the annotation of a GenBank genome assembly
AUGACGAAAAUCAAAUGGAACGCCUUAACGCUCAACCAAACAGAGGAAUUUAACUGGAAGUGUGCGUACAAAACCGCAUGUAAAGACAAUGUACAUUAUCUAUCUAUCUAUCUAUCUAUCUAUCUAUCUAUCUCAGUCUAUGCAUAUCUAUCUUCGUCUGUUUAUAUCUAUCUAUCUAUCUAUCUAUCUAUCUAUCUAUCUAUCUAUCUAUCUAAGUCUGUGCAUAUCUAUCUUCGUCUGUUUAUAUCUAUCUAUCUCAGUCUAUGCAUAUCUAUCUUCGUCUGUUUCUUUCUAUCUAUCUAUCUAUCUAUCUAUCUAUCUAUCUAUCUAUCUAAUCUGUUCUUAUGUAUGUAUAUAUAUACCUAUUUUAAUUUUUUUAUAUUAAUCUCCGUCUGUUCAUAUCUAUCUGUCUAUCUAUCUAUCUAUCUAUCUAUCUAUCUAUCUAUCUAUCUAUCUAUCUGUUAUUAUGUAUCUAUCUAUCUAUCUAUCUAUCUAUCUAUCCAUCUAUCUAUCUAUCUAUCUAUCUCAGUCUAUUCAUAUCUAUCGAUAUAUCUACCUAUCCCUGUCUGUUCAUAUCUAUCUAUCUAUCUAUCUAUCUAUCUAUCUAUCUAUCUAUCUAUCCUGUUCAUAUCAUUUCCUUUGCCAUAUAUUUAG